This is a messenger RNA of Haplochromis burtoni (Burton's mouthbrooder), 2195 nucleotides long. Its product is annotated as peptide chain release factor 1, mitochondrial. Lineage: Eukaryota; Metazoa; Chordata; Actinopteri; Cichliformes; Cichlidae. Gene Ontology annotation, biological process: translational termination. Gene Ontology annotation, molecular function: translation release factor activity. The record is from RefSeq and is a predicted model, not a curated record.
UUUGAAGUCCACAUCGAUCCAAAGGAUCUUCGAGUCGACACAUUCAGAUCUCGUGGUCCUGGGGGGCAAAGUGUUAACACAACAGACAGCGCAGUGCGCGUAGUUCAUCUUCCGACAGGAAUAACUGCAGAGUGUCAGCAGACUCGAUCUCAGCUGCAAAACAGAGAAACGGCCAUGCGCAUGUUGAGAGCCAGGCUCUACCAAGGCAUGAUGGGUAAAGAGACUGAACAGAGGAAUACAGCACGAAAGCAGCAGGUGGGCACACGCUCUCAGUCAGAGAGAAUUCGUACCUACAACUUCAGUCAGGAUCGUGUCACAGACCACCGCACCGGAUAUACAACGAGGGACAUCAAGGAGUUCGUGAGAGGUGGGGAGGCUCUCGAUGAUCUGAUCUCUGAUAUACUUGAACACACAGAGAAGGAGGCUCUUCUCGAGGCGGCGGAGAACAGCAGCAGUUUGAAACGAACAGAGUCUGGACCGUCUGCAGACUGAGACCAACAGCAGCUUAUGGGAGAUGUGCUUCCUGACAUAUCUGACUGCUCUGUGCCUGCAGAACACAUGUUAUUCUAUUAUUUGGGCAAUUAAUUGCAAAUGAUGCAAUGUAAGACAAACCAAAAGUAACAGAGGUUUUUAUUUUUGUAAUAAAAUGUAACUUGUGUGUUUUGUGCCUUUGCAGUUUUCUAAAUAACACUAAAGAUUAAGGAGGGAGUAACAUGGUAUUUAAACUUGAACACCUUUAACAGGCCUAUCAUUACAGUUUUAGCUAAUAUGGGUUUUAAAACUGCUGCUUUUUAAAAAUAAUGAACACACUGAAUCACACUUACUGGCCAUUUUAUUAGGCACAUGUGUUCAAUCAGUGUCACUGGGCAGUUACUAGACAGAUUCUCUAUAGGGAGAUGACAAACACUCUCAAUUCAAAAUACCAUCCCCCAAGUAGAGACCGUUUAACAAAUCAUUUGGUCCCUGUUUGGUAUGAGGUUGAAAAGCGCAAUCUGAUCUCAGAUCUGAAACAUGUCACAAAGGCAGUCAUUACAGCUGAUGGAUGGACAAGUUCUACUCAAGACCAUUACCUCACUGUAAUGUUGGUACUAUGUCAGAUGAGGCCAGAAUAAGGAAAAAGUCCACAAAAUAAGGCAGUCUAUGAAUUACAGAUGGGGACAUCUGUGGCAGAGAAAUCCUGGAGGAGUUUGGAGUAAAAGAGAAGGUUGUGGCAUGCAUGGAUGUAGCUGUGAAAAAGGUGAAAUUUAUCAAGCUGCCACGUUUUGCACACACACUAAAUCUUGGACGCCGAAAGCUGUACAGCUGCAAUACAGUUUCCAACUGGACAGGAAGGAUUCAUUCUGUGAUCAUAUGGAUGAAGAGAUCCCACAUGGCAAGAGUAAUCCUCAAGGAGAAGCAGUAACUUCUUGGUAUGAAUACUUUUUAAAUACUUGAAUAAAAGUCAGCCAAAAUGUAAAUCAACAGAUUAGGAUCAAUAUAAAAUGAUAACAUCAUGUUUGUGAUGAUGGAGAGAUUCUGUCAGCAGUUUUCAGCCAUCCAAACUGCAGCUGUAGACCUCUGCCUAAGAAAGCCCAUCAAGAAGGAGAAGUAUAUAAUCUUUGGGGUAUAUAAAAAUUGGUUGCUUAAACAUAUUAACAUAUUAAAAUGUGUUUAUUAUUUUUUUUUAUAUUGCAGACUUGGCAGAAUUGGCAAUGAGGACAUGCAGAGGAGUUUCUGGUGCUGAUGUUGAAGCAUUACAUGUCCACGCUUGCUGUGUUUAGUGAAAAAAGUCUGACCUGUGGCCAGAGACUGCCCAUCCUUCUGCAGCAGAGAGUGGAUCAAGAAGUCCAACUGCAUAGAAGUCUUUUUCCCAUUCCAAUCAAGGACAGUGCCACAGUCUGGUGGUGGAUGAAGAAGGACUCAUUGCCACUGUUAUCAACUUUAGCUGAGAAGUGUCUCUGUGUCCAAGCCUUCUCCACCCCAACUGAGAGAUCUUGUAUCCUUUCUGAAAUAGAAAACAUGCACAUUUUUCACUCAAAAACUGUUAAUUUGCAAAAGUUCAUAAUUGCAGUUGGAUUUUAUGUUAAAGUGUUCAUUUGACAGAGGAACUUUUAUUUUUUAAACCAGCUUUAAUUUUGUUUGAGUCGAAUACAAAUUGUUGAUGUAUACUUGAUCAAAUCAAAUCACUUUUAUUGUCACAUCACAUGUGCAGGCAC